GCAAACUGAAGAAAAAUAAACAAGCCCAAAAACGUGUUGUGUGAAUUUUUCCGGUAUUUUGUUUUUAUGGAGUACUUUUGUGGAUUCUACCGUGUGUUUGUUCUGUUAAACUAUGUCUAAGCGUAAUAUCGCCUAUAUUAAGCCACAAGAUCCAUCCUUUUUAGCAAAAUUGAAGCAAGAAAUAGGAUACAAAGAGGGCCCAAGUGUCGAAACCAAACGACAAAAAAUAGAAGAUUUGGAUGAUAACUUCUCCGACAGUGAAGAGCCGGAACGCGAAGACGAAAAACCCCUGGUGGUGGUGCUAAAAUCCGGUGAUCUUACCGAAGAGGAAGCCAAGGCCGAAGAAAAACGCUUGGCCAAAGAAGCCGCUGAAGCUCCAGCCGAUUUAAAUCAACCCAUCGUUUUUCGUAAACGACACAAACCAUCAGAGGCUUCCGAAGCUGCUCUAAAAACUUCAUCAUCAUCAUCAUCAAACUCGAAUAAAGCAGCCAAGUCGAAUAAGGAGGAUAAACGUAAAAAGGCAGACAUCAAAAAUACUGCAAAAUUAUCCUUUAACGCCGACGAAGAAGACGAGGAGGACGAGUAGAAAG
Stomoxys calcitrans (stable fly) is the source of this 590-nucleotide messenger RNA. RefSeq lists its product as uncharacterized. The coding region runs from base 113 to 586 and encodes 157 amino acids. Lineage: Eukaryota; Metazoa; Arthropoda; Insecta; Diptera; Muscidae. The transcript is spliced from 3 exons. The record is from RefSeq and is a predicted model, not a curated record.